AGGGUCUGGCGUGCUCCGUGAGCCAGUAAGUGGGUGGGCCGCCAGCAGCCGACGCCGGGCUUUCGCCGAAGCCUGGCCUGACUGGUUCCUCCCGGCGGCGACUUCCUGGUGUGGCUGCUUCCACCACGAGCCCACCAGCCUGCCCAGCAAACGGCCCAGGAGGCACCUCGGAAGACAGGCCUGGACUACUGUAAGGGCCACAGCCCGGAAAGCCCCGUAGAGCACUUCCACUCUGCACUCGUGGGGUCUCCUGGAGUCGGAAUCCACUUGACUGCAGCAUGAACGCGGCUGCAUCUUGUGGCUGACAAAUGCUCACUGAGGACCCAGCCCAGCAGAAAGAUGUCUCCCUCGCUCCCCACUGAAUGUUGAGCCACCACCUGGAUGACAGCGCCUCCGGGUGCCUUCCCCGUCCAGCUCCGGCAGCCCUCAGUCAGCGGCCUCUCGCAGGUCACCAGCAGCCUGUACAUCAGCAGUGGUGCAGCUGCCAACAACAAGCUGCUGCUGUCCCACCACCAGAUCACCACAGUCAUCAACAUCUCGGCAGAGGUGAACACCCGCUAUGAGGGCAUCCAGUACAUGCAGGUGCCUGUGGCCGACUCCCCCAUCUCACGCCUCUGCGAUCUCUUUGACCCCAUCGCCGACCACAUCCACACUGUGGAAUUGAGGCAGGGCCAUACGCUGCUGCACUGUGCCGCUGGCAUCAGCAGCUCAGCCACCUUUUGCCUUGCCUACCUCAUGAAGCACCAUGCCAUGUCGCUGCUGGAUGCCCACGUGUGGGCCAAGUCAUGCCGACCCAUCAUCUGGCCCAACAGUGGCUUCUGGGAGCAGCUCAUCCACUACGAGUUCCAGCUGUUCGGCAAGAACACUGUGCACAUGGUCAGCUCCCCUCUGGGUAUGAUCCCUGACAUCUACGAGAAGGAGGUGCAGCUGAUGAUCCCACUGUGA
Molecule: messenger RNA, 945 nt
Organism: Echinops telfairi (small Madagascar hedgehog)
Lineage: Eukaryota; Metazoa; Chordata; Mammalia; Afrosoricida; Tenrecidae
Product: dual specificity protein phosphatase 18-like
Exons: 1
Coding region: 382-945 (187 amino acids)
Biological process (GO): protein dephosphorylation
Molecular function (GO): MAP kinase tyrosine/serine/threonine phosphatase activity
Source: RefSeq, a predicted model, not a curated record